Messenger RNA from Colletotrichum costaricense, 651 nucleotides. RefSeq lists its product as uncharacterized. The coding region runs from base 1 to 651 and encodes 216 amino acids. Lineage: Eukaryota; Fungi; Ascomycota; Sordariomycetes; Glomerellales; Glomerellaceae. The transcript has 3 exons. The record is from RefSeq and is a predicted model, not a curated record.
AUGCCACACACGCUAGCGUCGUAUGGCGACGAACCGGGGUGGCUGGUGGGUAUGGUUGGGUACUCGCCCACCCCUGCUUCGAUCGCCCUCGAAUACCUGCUCUCGGAAGGCACGAUGGCUUGUGUUAAAAUCCGUCUUGACUUCCCGGUGCACCUUAUGUCUCGACAACAGGUCAACAGCCCUGCCGUGGAAAGCAUGGACGCUUCUCAGCACCAACUCAACAGUCUUGACACUAUCUCAUCCUCCUAUCCGUCGCCCUUCGCCGAGACGCCUCACUAUGUCCAGCAUGCCACCUUCUCGCUGUCUCACCAGAUGUCGACGCCGUCGCAACCGCAGACAUCCGCGGCCUCGUAUGACAUGUACGAAAGCAGCCCUUCCGGUCCCCCUACUCCUCCCAACACUCCACGCUCCCAGGACGACACGCAGCAGCAGCUUCACGGUCAUCACCACCAGAUGACCCAAUUUCCCCCCCUGACCCAGGCGUAUGGUACUCAAUCUAUGCAGCCCCAGAUCACGAUGGCUCUUUCCAGUCCUCAGCCCAUCGCGCUUGCCUCGGCGUCUGGUGCUCAUGGCAGAUUCUCUUGCCCUCACCGGACCAAGACCUACUUUCACGUGAAGGACCUGAAGCGCCAUCUGCCGCUCCGUGAGUGA